AUGCGUCCACCACCUCCACCCCCACGACGACGUGUAGAGGAAACGUUUCUCAAACAAAACCCGUCUGUAUUCGAUGGGAUGGGAGACCCAGCUAAUGCCGAGACAUGGAUACGCAGCAUGGAACGUAUUUUCAAUCUACUACAAUGCACUGAUCAAGAACGACUAAAUUGUGUGGCUUUUCAACUGGAGGGCCCGGCUGACUAUUGGUGGGAAGCUAGGAGAAAGAUCAUGUGUCCAGAACAACUAGCACAGUUAACUUGGAAAGAUUUCAAGGAAGAAAUAUAUGACAAAUUUAUUCCACGGAGCUAUCGAAAGGAAAAAGAAGUCGAGUUCUACAACUUAACACAAGGCAAAAUGUCUGUGACUGAUUACGAUAGAACGUUUUGCAACAUGUCUCGUUACGCGCUUUUGCUAGUUGACACUGACGCGAAGAUGGUAGCGAAGUUUUUGGGCGGUUUGAGGCAUGAAAUAAGAAUGGCACUAGCAAGUCAAGGGGAACUACCCUACGCUGAAUCUUUGAGACGGGCAUUGGACAUCGAGUCAGCCAUGCCUAAAGAGGAUGCAUCAGUACCUACACCACUACCAUUGCAGCAACAACAUAACUCCCGAAACAAGAGAAAAUGGGAUGAGGAUCGGACUCCAUAUGAUGACAAGAGGCAAGAACCCACCAGAAAUCAAAUGCAAUACGAUGGGAGACGAGACAUUCCCAGUCAAAGAGGUGAAUACCGACCUAAGGUCCCACUUUGCGUUAAGUGCUCCAAGCACCACUUUGGUGUGUGCAAGGCUGGCACCAAUGAGUGCUACAAAUGUGGCAGGAGUGAACAUUUCUCCAAAGAAUGCCCAAACAAGAAAGAUGAGAUGAGGGUAAUGAAGAACUACAAAGGAUCACACUCACAACUUCAUGCACUUCAGGCCGAAGUAAGUAGAGACCUAUCCCCACCCGCAUACCAACACCGGUACCAACACCAAGGCUACGAAGAAGCUACCGGGGAAUUGGAAGACAAGAUGGAGAAAUAA
Molecule: messenger RNA, 1017 nt
Organism: Salvia hispanica
Lineage: Eukaryota; Viridiplantae; Streptophyta; Magnoliopsida; Lamiales; Lamiaceae
Source: RefSeq, a predicted model, not a curated record